CGCUCCAGCCCCCUUCACCAGUUUUUUUGUCAUUCAUUUCGAUUUCGUUCUGAGCAGCGAGAGCAAGUGGGUUCGUCAUACAUAUUGCGUGAAACUCUACAUUCUUCGUUCUUAAUUUACAGUACAAUAAUAAUAGUCGAUCAUUGCCAUAAAAGAACACUACCUGCGAAAAUGGAUCAGAAAGUUACUCUGGAAAGCAAAGAUGAGCACACGAUUGAAGUCGAGCUGAACGCCAUCAAGCACUCCAAGCUCAUCAAGGAGAUGCUGACGAACCUGGGUCAGUGGCCGAACGCCGACGGCAGCCCCAGCAAACCGAUCAAAGAGGGCGACGAAUCCAUUCCCCUGGCCGAGGUGAAAUUCAGUGUGCUGGAGAAGAUCGUCGAAUGGCUGAACCAGUACAAGGACCAGCCGGAGUUGGCGGAGGACGAGGAGUCGGUCAUUCUGCGCCGGCUGGACGAUGUGGCGGACUGGGACAAGGAGUGGCUGGGCAAGAUGCGCCGCGGACAGAUCUACGAACUGGUGCAGGGCGCCAACUACAUGAACGUGCGCGGCCUGGUGGAGUCCUGCUGCAAGACCAUCGCGUCCUGGCUGAAGAACAAGACCGCCGAGCAGAUCCGUGAGGAAUUCGGGAUUAAGAACGACUUCACGCCGGAGGAAGAGGAGCGCAUUCGUCGCGAGACGGAGUGGUGCGAGCCGGAUCGGGAUUUGAUCUGAGCGAGGGGAUUUCGUCUUUCGACAGACACCAGCUAGGUUCCACCCCAUUCCUCGUAGAUUGUUCAACGCACUGUGGUUCUUUAGUUCUUAUAUUUUUCUUUCUGCUGUAGCAGCAUUAUUUGUACUUGUGCUAUUUUAGAGGCUCGGCUGUGGCUUUUUAUAUUGAUGGACGUUUAUUUUAGUUUGGCACGUUUCAAUCAUUUCCGUGAUUCUCGAAUUGUUAUUUUUUGGCGGAAGGCACUUGAGUUGUAGACACAAGCUGUAUCAGCUGUAAGGCAGCACAGUUUCAGUUAAAACAUAUUUUAACUUUGUAGAUCUCGGAAUGAAAGUCUGAUUUACAGUG
This is a messenger RNA of Paramacrobiotus metropolitanus, 1057 nucleotides long. Its product is annotated as S-phase kinase-associated protein 1-like. The transcript has a single exon. The record is from RefSeq and is a predicted model, not a curated record. The coding region runs from base 172 to 714 and encodes 180 amino acids. Lineage: Eukaryota; Metazoa; Tardigrada; Eutardigrada; Parachela; Macrobiotidae. Gene Ontology annotation, cellular component: cytoplasm; nucleus. Gene Ontology annotation, biological process: SCF-dependent proteasomal ubiquitin-dependent protein catabolic process. Gene Ontology annotation, molecular function: cullin family protein binding.